CAUAAAUGUCAUACAGAAGGUAUAUCUGAAAAGAAGCUGUAGUCUACAUCCCCCUGAAGAAUCAACCACCUAAAGGACAUGUGCUCUACACACCACCAGAGAUUAAAGUAAAAGUCAUCUGAAGAAGAAAAAAAAAAAAGUAACACAAAUGCAGAAGUGAGAGAGCCGAUGCAAAUACAUCAGCCAUCGAACUCCUCUUAAGCAUCAUGUGUCUCACUUCCAGGUAGCAGUUCUCCUCAGUGACAACUUGGUCCAGCUGAUCCGCCAGCUCAGGGCAGACGCAAGCAGAGAGGAGAGAGAAUAUAAUAUGUCUGGAUUGUGUUACCAGGAAGUGGGUCGAGUUAUUUAUAUUUCAACACUCGUCCUCUUGUACCCGAGGGAGAACCAGUGGUAGUAACCUGAAACAAUAUAUUCAAACAUUGUCUGGUUCUGGAUGCAUCAAACAAUUGGCUUCAUGUUUGGGAACUCCAAGAACCAAGGAGAAGAGCUCUGUUUAUGUAAAUAAUGUGGAGACCGUGUGGAAGGGUAAAGUAACCCUGUGAGGGACUCAACAUUGGCAGAGGUUUUGGGAUGAAGCUCCAUGAGAAGAUUUUGACCCAUUACCUUUCAUGCACCUCUCCUGUAGAUAAAGAAGGAUAUCUCUACAAAAAGAAAGAGAGAAAUGCCACCUACCAGCGGCGGUGGUUUGUCCUGAAGGCAAACCUGCUUUUCUACCAGGAUCGUCCAGCUGACCGACACCUGCUGGGAGUCAUUGUGCUGGAAGGGUGUGCGGUCCGGCGCUCGGAGCCUGACGGACAGUUUGCCUUUUCCCUGGUGUUUGAAGGGCCGGGACUCAAAACCUACAGAUUUGCAGCAAGGGAUGGUCAGACUCAAGAGAGCUGGGUUAAAGCUUUGCUCUCAGCCAGCCACUGUUACCUCUCCCUGCUGGUGAGAGACUUGGGGAGGCAGUAUGAAGAAGCUAAACAGCAACAAGGCUCUGGUGAAUCCCGUUCGAACUCCUCUGUCAGUGCUCUCAAGCAGUCCACCCCCAACUUCCUCUCUCCCGUGCAGGGGCCAACAGCAGUGGUCCGGGUGGGGAGAAGCUUCAGUGCUGGGACUGUUUUACAGGCACCAUCAAUACCCACUAAAGUGGUGGCGAAAAAGUCCCCGAAACUGUGGCCCAGGAGAAAUGCUCACGUCACACCACUUAAUGGACCGGGACCUUUGUAUGGGGAAUGGCCUUUAGUGGAUUUUGAUCCACUUGAGGACUUUAGCAAACUUCAUGAUUAUUAUGGCCAGGAAGUGAAGAAAGUCAGAGAGGACUGGCUGAGGAGUCGACGAGCAGAAGAGGAACACAGUGAUGGAGAUCUUAUCGACCUGGGGUGAAGGAAAACCUGAGAGUUAGAGACCAUUUAAGAGGAAGUGAGAUGGAGUGUUUCAUGUUAAAAAGGAACUGAACCUAAAGUGGCUAACUAUAUUUAAGAACAAAGAGCUUGAGGCCCAGACACCUGUACAUGUGCUAAAUGUUCCUCCAUUUCAUAUGAGUUUAAAUCCUUUGUUAGAUCUGUUUUAAAGAAAGCUAUAAUUUUCCAAAGCCAAACAUCCUUAAAGUGUCCAUGGGAUGCAACAAAGAACAAACAUUGUCUGCACAUCUGCACCUUUUAGACACAAAGGCGUAAGUCAAUAGGUCUGUUUCACAGCAUUUUGACUAACAUUAGUGAUAUUUAUGUCCACGUUUUAUUUAAGUGUCUAAGUAAGCCAUGACAGUGUGACAGUGAGCCAGCAUGCACAAUAACAGGACCCUGAAAAUAAAGCAGCUGAAU
This is a messenger RNA of Etheostoma spectabile (orangethroat darter), 1802 nucleotides long. RefSeq names its product PH domain containing endocytic trafficking adaptor 2 (gene pheta2). The transcript is spliced from 4 exons. The coding region runs from base 571 to 1365 and encodes 264 amino acids. NCBI's taxonomy places the organism in Eukaryota, Metazoa, Chordata, Actinopteri, Perciformes, Percidae. Gene Ontology annotation, biological process: endosome organization; retrograde transport, endosome to Golgi; receptor recycling. Gene Ontology annotation, cellular component: early endosome; recycling endosome; trans-Golgi network. The record is from RefSeq and is a predicted model, not a curated record.